Messenger RNA from Andrographis paniculata, 792 nucleotides. RefSeq lists its product as uncharacterized. The transcript has a single exon. The record is from RefSeq and is a predicted model, not a curated record. Bases 1 to 792 code for a protein of 263 amino acids. NCBI's taxonomy places the organism in Eukaryota, Viridiplantae, Streptophyta, Magnoliopsida, Lamiales, Acanthaceae.
AUGGGCUGCGUUUCCUCCGCUCUGCUUAACCAGGAUGAUGACUUCUCCCAAAUCGGCGCCUCCGCCGCUUUCAGCCACCACAUUGUGUCCCUCACCUCCACCACUUACGGCCUGUUGACCCUCAACGCGCCGGAAACUGAAGUGCCGGCGAAGACAGUCCUCCCGCCGCCGCGGACCACUCUCGGCUCCCUCUUCCCCAGCCCACUUUCCGAGCCCCGGUCGCUCCGGCACCAGCCAUGCUUCGAGACCAUCAAUUCUUGGGACCUCAUGUCCGGACUCGAUUCCGACCAUAUUCCUAGCUUCAGAUUUGCCCCUUCCAAGAUUUCAAAUAAUCCUCCCGUCGCCGGCUGCAACGACGAGAAUCUGAGCCCCGACGUCGGAAACAGGCAGCCGCCGCCGUCGUCUUUCGCCAAGGAUCUGAACCGGUUCCUGGAGGGAUUCGAGCCGAUCUGCCCGCCGAACGGGGAGAACAAAGUGGUGCUGUACACCGCCAGUCUUCGAGGAGUCCGGAAGACCUUCGAGGACUGCAACGCCGUCCGAUCUGCGAUUCAGGGAUUGGGGAUUCCGGUGUGCGAGAGGGACAUCUCCAUGGACAGAGGGUUCAGGGAGGAACUGAGGGAGCUGAUGAAGGGAAAGAACGGCGGCGAAUCGGUGGUGCCUCCGAGGCUGUUCGUUAAAGGGAGGUACGUCGAUGGCGCGGAGGAGGUGAUGAAGACCGACUGGACUGAGAUCAGUGUGGAGAAGAUAUGGAGCGGUUCGAACCGAACCGGGUUCGAACCGAACUGGGGUUGA